CUUUGUGCCCUUAUCGUGAUCACCUAUCGCGCAUGCUUCAUAAGCCCAAUUUCGCACUACCGUUUUACUUGGCCUUGUGUUUAACGGAGUCAAACCGGGCCCAUUGGAAACUACGCAGCUCGAUUCCCUUCAGGUUCUAUUUUGGAAGCAAACAGACGACAGAUACGGUAGUGUGAUACCGGCCCGAGGCUAGUUGGAGGCUCGCUUUCCUCGGAGGGAAACAGACGCGCAAGAAUGCGUAGGAUAUCCAUUUGGUCCGCUCUCUUACUCACGGUCUGCGUGUCACUGGGUUCGUCUGCAGAAGUGCGGCUGCAGAAGCGGGAAGCGGAUAUCUACGAAAAAUGUCUUCCCCCAUCCCUUGAAGAUGUGAAGUACGAGGCUGCAGCUGAUAAGAUCACUCUCUUUCCGCCGGAGUUCUCCCCUGAGGAAGAGUGUAUGCGCAAAGGAAGAUACUCGUACACGUUCUCGUAUGCAGAGGAAGGCGACGAACCGCGACACCAGUCACUUCCGGGCACUGAAGGGCUCCUCGUCAUCUACGGCCUCACGCCUUCGACGACGUACAAUAUAACGGUAGCCAUUAGCUACCUGUACACCAGCACAAACGAAGCUAAGGAAACACCGGUGUACCUAAUUAAGGCGAAAACCAGAGACCUCGCAGUUCCUCCACCACCGACUACGGAAAUCAAACUGGUGGAUUCGUCCCUACUGAACAAGACCCAGCAAAAGAUUCAAUUUCCAGCCCACAUAUUCAGUGACGUCAACGGGGCUAUCACAAGAGUCGAUAUACUCGUGGCACAGGAUACGGAAAUAGAUAAGUGCGAGCAGCCAGUUACAUGGAAAGAAGCCCAUUCGCACUCCCCCAUCAAGUGUUACAAUGGCGGACGAGACAACCCGAAAAGCUUUGGUUGCCUAGUCAAUGAUGAAACUACGGUAGAAUGCGUGUUGGGGUGGCAAGAUGAAUGCGAUGACGGUAUGUGCAAUGGACCUCUGACACCUGGCGUCAAAUACGGGGUAAAGCUAAGGGGCACUAACAAGGCUGGGCCCACAGAUUCCAAGCCAGCUUUCUUCACAGCUGGAUCCCCAUCUGGCGCUGCUGGCACUGGCAGAACAACCAGUGGGAGCUCCUCGCUGAUCGGUGUAGUCACGUUUUUCGUAGUCUUCGCGGUGACGAAAUAGCCACACCUGUGUUGGUAGGAUUCUACUAAAGGAGACCACUGAGUGCAACCUGGUGCCACGGCAUUCAAGGAUUGGCGCUGAAAGAUGCAACCAAUGGCCGCACAUCAGAACUCCUCUGAUGAUCGCGAGGCAUGCCAUGCACGCGGGGGCUCUUUACCGGGAAUGGUGGCAAAAUUUGAACUGAAAUAUGAAAAUUAUUGUCACACAAAUACCACCUUUUUUAAAUAAAAAUGUUUAGCAUUUGG
Ornithodoros turicata is the source of this 1421-nucleotide messenger RNA. Its product is annotated as phosphatidylinositol phosphatase PTPRQ-like. Lineage: Eukaryota; Metazoa; Arthropoda; Arachnida; Ixodida; Argasidae. Bases 235 to 1176 code for a protein of 313 amino acids. The record is from RefSeq and is a predicted model, not a curated record. The transcript is spliced from 9 exons.